This is a messenger RNA of Mytilus trossulus (common blue mussel), 892 nucleotides long. RefSeq lists its product as uncharacterized. Bases 1 to 744 code for a protein of 247 amino acids. The transcript is spliced from 3 exons. Gene Ontology annotation, molecular function: microtubule binding. The record is from RefSeq and is a predicted model, not a curated record. NCBI's taxonomy places the organism in Eukaryota, Metazoa, Mollusca, Bivalvia, Mytilida, Mytilidae.
AUGCCAGGACAUGAACAUGAUGAAGAAACACAUGUUAAAUUCGUUGUUAGAAAUAGCUUUCGAGAUAGGAAACCUAUUGGGUAUGUUACGAUAGAACAAUCAGUCGAUGAAGAGACUUUUCAAAGUCUAGAAUAUGUAGACUCUCGGCAUGAAUAUGUUGUUCAACGUAAAUCACCCCGAAGCGUCGGUUGUCAGGUGAACACAACAUACGAGAUACUACUAUCAGCACCAAAAUGUCCUUUGACACCAAUACCGCCACCAUCACCACCUCCGUCGCCGCCACCCUGGUCGUCGCAAUCAACGUGCGAUGUCGGUUGUCAGAUGACCACAAAUUAUGUGAUACUAUUAUCAAGGUACAUUCCCACGACACCGCUACCACCAACACCAUCACCGCCGCCACCACCACCAAUAUCAAAUAAAGAGGAACAUUUAGAGUACUGUAUAGAUCUGAGACAACCUGUUGAAAUAAUUGAGCCAAAACCAUUUUUGAUUGAACGUCGUGUCAUCGAUGUCUUCCCUAAACCAAAGGUAAAGCAGACAAAAUAUGAAGAUUACAUAGUCACGGUUGGUGGAGGAUGGAAUAAAAUGGACGACUACAUGGAAAGACAUGAACCUGUUAAGAGAUUCGUUUACGAGAGGGAGCAUAUGAAAAACUCUGAUUUACCCGAAAAGAAGAAAAAGUACUAUGGAUUCAAGUCCAUUUAUAAGUCACCUGGGUUUACAAGAGCUCAUCGUAUUUUAUAAACACAAGUAUUAAACAGAAUAUUAGAUAAACGACGAACAUAUACAUUAUUAAAUAUAAAGCUACUUGUUUAUUUUAUUGUUAAUAGUCUAAGAUCAAGAUCACUGCUUGUUGGUGGUUUAUUGUACUAUAUGUACUCUAUUUCUAAGA